Planococcus citri (citrus mealybug) is the source of this 1937-nucleotide messenger RNA. RefSeq names its product transmembrane protein 161-like emei (gene emei). The transcript is spliced from 12 exons. Lineage: Eukaryota; Metazoa; Arthropoda; Insecta; Hemiptera; Pseudococcidae. The coding region runs from base 343 to 1791 and encodes 482 amino acids. The record is from RefSeq and is a predicted model, not a curated record.
UUUGUGCUAGCUCAAAAUAAAAAUUUUCCAUGAAGCUUUUUGCUCAAUCUAAAUAUAAACUUGGUGAAUUUGGUCAGCGAACACAGAGAAUCCGGUAAUCUCUAACUAGAUCGAAGUAUGAAAUUUACAUUCAAAUUAACACCAAAGGUUUGCUUCUCACCGGUCUUCAAAUGUCGUAACACCCUCCACUGACAUUUUGAGUUGAAAUCGCGUUAUGAUUCCAUAUCGCUUGUAAAUUGACUGCCGAUGUAAAAUAGAAAUUAAUUUGCUCAUUAAAACCAUAAUUAAGAUACAAUGCCAUCAACGGAAUAACCAAGAGCUUCGUAUUGAAUCAACUCGACCAUGGCGAUUCUCGGUGCUCAAUUGGUUAUCACAUUAGUUACCAUUAGCGUAGUUCAUAAGUUAUCUCCGUACUAUUCCUUUUCCAGAUGGUUAUUAUGUUCUACAGGAUUGACGAGAUAUUUAUAUCCAACCAAUAGCGAACUUCGAGCUUUAAUUAAAAUUCCAAAGAAGAGUAAAAAAGGAGCGAAACACGAAAAUGGCAAACAGACUGCUGAUAAGUUUCUUAUUCCAAAAAAUGUCGACAUUGAGCUUGAAAGCACCAAAGUUGUUCCUCAAGAUAUUUGCUAUUUGAGAUACUUUUCGGAUUUUCAAUGGCUGGUGGAUUUCUCUUUAUUCGCUUCAAUUGUUUACACCUUGACUGAAAUACAUUCGUACUAUUUCUCCAUUCAAAAUGAAAUCAAUCUCAGUAUGCUGUGGUGUUUGACAGUUCAAGGAUUCGCUUUAAAAACUAUUUUGACCAUGACUCUGGAAUACUUCAAAGGACAGGAAUCUAUCGGUGAAAGAUCUACCAUCAUUGUCACAGCUUUUAUUUACUUAAUCGUUGUCAUGAUCAUUUUAAUCAUCGAUGAAAACAAACUCGAAACUGGAUUGGACGCUGCGUAUUCCAAUUUCACUGCCGGUGCUUCAGUUUUUCUCAAAGCUCAGGGAUUCCCUUCACAAGGACCUGCUUCUAAAUUGAUUUUGAAAUUUUGUCUCGCUGUUUGGUCCAGUAUAAUUGGAGCUGCGUUUGUUUUCCCUGGUUUGCGAUUGGCUCGAAUGCAUUGGGAUUCCUUAAAGUACUGCGGGGAAAGAAAAUGGCUCCAGUUAGUGCUUCAUAUCAACUUUAUUUCACCUUUAAUAUUAGUUUUAUUAUGGAUAAGGCCAAUUUCUCAUGAAUAUUUCACCUCACGAAUAUUUUAUGGGAUGCACAAACCAUUAAUGUCUAUCAAAUCAUUUGAAAGUUUAAGGCUCAUUCUAGUCGUAGUCUGUAUGUUAUUAAGAUUAUGCGUCAUGCCAAUCUAUUUGCAAGCUUACUUAAAUAUGGCUUACGAAAGGACUCGAGCUUUGAAAACCGAAGUUGGUAAAAUUACCAACAUAGAUUUGCAGAAAAAAGUAGCGUCAGUAUUCUAUUACAUGUGUGUAGUUGCACUGCAGUAUGUUAUUCCUCUAGUCAUGUGUUUGUUUUUCUUGUUCAUGUACAAAACUUUAGGUUGUUUCACGUGGUCGGAUGUGUUAUUACAUAACACAAAUACCACAGUAUUAUCCGCUGCUAACCUCACCACUAAUGGUACCAUUUUGGAUAAACCCGAAGAAGUAAAAGGUUUCGUCACAGCGUCACUUAGUCAGGUUUUCACUAAAGAUGUCUAUCGUGGUUUAUUGGGUUUUGCGACAUGGUGGACUUGUUUCACGUGGUUUUCUUCGUCCAGUAUUGGAUUAUUAUAUCAUAUGUAUUUUUCAUCCCAAGAGUAAUUCAUUUUUUCCAUUUUUAUGUUUCUUUUUUCAAUAAUGUUUUGAGUAAUUUUGUUCAAUUGCGUAAUUUACGUAUAGUUUGAUACUCGACUGUCUGAAAUUUUGCAAAUGUCGCGAAAAUAACACAAUAAAUUGUUAAUGAAUUA